AUGGCCCCGCAAAUCAAGGAGAUACCCACAAAGCCCUACGACGGCCAGAAGCCUGGCACGUCGGGGCUGCGCAAGCGCGUGAAGAUAUUCCAGCAGGAGCAUUACACUGAGAACUUCAUUCAAUCCAUCUUGGACUCGAUUACCGCCAAAGGGGCGACCCUUGUCAUCGGUGGUGACGGUCGGUACCUGGUGAAGGAGACCGUGCAGACUAUCCUGCGCAUCGCGGCUGCAAAUGGCGUCGCGAAGCUGAUCAUUGGUCACGAUGGUAUUCUCUCCACCCCCGCUGCGUCCAACGUCAUCCGCAAGUACAAAGCCGACGGUGGCAUCCUCCUGACCGCGUCGCACAACCCCGGCGGGCCCAACAACGACUUCGGCAUUAAGUACAACGUGAGCAACGGCGGGCCUGCGCCGGAGAACGUCACGAACAAGAUAUUUGAGAAGACGAAGACGAUCAGCAGCUAUAAAGUUGUCGAGGGCGAGAAGGACCUCGACCUGAGCACGCUGGGCGCGAAGCAGUUUGCGGGGAUGAAGGUGGAGAUCAUCGACUCGGUGAAGGACUAUGUCCAGAUGCUGCAGGAGAUCUUCGAUUUCGAUCUCAUCAAGUCCUUCCUCACCACCCGCUCGGGCGAAUUCAAGGUGCUCUUCGACGGCUUGCACGGCGUCACGGGGCCCUACGGCAAGGCCAUCCUCGUCGAGACGCUCGGCCUGUCCCCGUCUGUCGUGCAGAACGACGUGCCCCUGCCCGACUUUGGCGGAGGCCACCCCGAUCCGAACCUGACCUACGCCAAGUCGCUCGUUGACAAAGUCGAGAAGGACGGCAUCCACUUUGGCGCGGCCAGUGACGGCGACGGUGACCGGAACAUGAUCUACGGCAAGGGCGCGUUCGUCACCCCCAGCGACUCGGUUGCCAUCAUCGCCGACUGGGCCGACCGCAUUCCGUACUUCAAGAAGGGCGGCGUCAAGGGUCUGGCCAGGAGUAUGCCCACCAGCGCUGCCAUCGAUUUGGUUGCGAAGAAGAAGGGACUGGAGUGCUUCGAGGUGCCCACUGGCUGGAAGUUCUUCGGUAACCUGAUGGAUGCCGGCAGGCUGUCCAUUUGCGGAGAAGAGUCUUUCGGUACCGGUUCUGACCACAUUCGUGAAAAGGACGGUGUCUGGGCUAUCAUCGCAUGGCUUAAUAUCCUGGCCGCGGCCAACAGGGAGUCCCCGAAUGAGCUGGUGGGCAUCAAGGAGAUCUUGCAGAAGCACUACAAAGUGUACGGGCGCAACUUCUUCUCGCGGUACGACUACGAGGAGGUCCCCUCGGAUGGGGCAAACGAGAUGGUCGCGCACAUCAACCAGGGCAUCACCUCCAAGUCGCUCAUCGGCUCCAAGUUCAGCUCCAAAUCGACUGGGGAGACCUUCGUCGUGUCCGAGGCGUACAACUUCGACUACACGGACCCGAUCGACAAGAGCGUGAGCAAGAACCAGGGGCAGGUCGUGCGCUUCGAGGACGGCAGCCGCGUCGUGUGGCGCCUGAGUGGUACCGGUAGUCAGGGCGCGACGGUGCGGAUGUACGUGGAGCGGUAUGUGGACCCGAGCAAGGGCGAUAAGGAGUUGACGAGGGAGACGGCGGAGGGCCUUAAGGGGCUCAUUGAGGUCGCGUUAGAGAUUAGCAAGCUGAAGGAGUUCUUGAAGAGGGAGGAGCCGACGGUCAUCACAUAA
Messenger RNA from Gloeophyllum trabeum ATCC 11539, 1701 nucleotides. RefSeq names its product Phosphoglucomutase, first 3 domain-containing protein. Gene Ontology annotation, molecular function: phosphoglucomutase activity; magnesium ion binding. Gene Ontology annotation, cellular component: cytosol. Bases 1 to 1701 code for a protein of 566 amino acids. The transcript is spliced from 5 exons. NCBI's taxonomy places the organism in Eukaryota, Fungi, Basidiomycota, Agaricomycetes, Gloeophyllales, Gloeophyllaceae. Gene Ontology annotation, biological process: carbohydrate metabolic process. The record is from RefSeq and is a predicted model, not a curated record.